UCGAUUUGAUCUAAUUCGAAUAUCUAGGGACUUUGUUAAUUUGCGAUUUGUCACUAACUUGAUGAAUGGCCGAUCGGCCGGGUGUUGUAUUUUUGUGUGAAGGACCACUCCCGGCUUUUAUUCGCUAAAAACAUAUAAAAUAAUCAAAGCAAUGGCGGUAAACGUUUACUCUACAAAUGUGACGACAGAGAACCUGUCCAGACAUGACAUGCUCGCCUGGGUCAACGAAUGUUUGCAGAGCAGCUUCGCAAAAAUUGAGGAGCUGUGCUCAGGUGCAGCUUAUUGCCAGUUUAUGGACAUGCUCUUUCCGGGAUCUGUGCAGUUGAAGAGGGUAAAGUUCCGGACUAAUUUAGAGCAUGAAUAUAUUCAGAACUUCAAAAUAUUACAAGCCAGUUUCAAAAAGAUGUGUGUAGAUAAGAUCGUGCCGAUAGAUCGGCUUGUGAAGGGCCGUUUCCAGGACAAUUUCGAGUUUCUGCAGUGGUUCAAGAAGUUUUUCGAUGCCAACUACAAAGGAACAGAAUACGACGCACUGGCGUGUCGUGGCGGCGAAACAAUGGGUAAUGGAGGCGGUUCGGCGCCACGUGGAAGCGGCUUGAUGAUGAAACCGCGUUCAGCCAACAACAUUACGGCGCCAACAUCGCCUGCCAAGUCCAAGCCUAUCGGACGUGUUGUAGUACCUAAAGCCAAUACCGUACGACCCACGGCAACGAGGCCAACUAACAACAAAGUUGCUGGAGAUGCUGGCAAAAUUGAUGAUCUAAAUAACCAAAUAUCCGAGAUGAAAAUUUCAAUCGACGGAUUGGAGAAGGAACGUGAUUUUUACUUUGGAAAACUUAGAGAUAUUGAAGUUAUGUGUCAAGAGGCAGAAGGAACGAGUCCGUAUAUCCAGAAAAUUUUAGAUAUAUUAUAUGCAACAGAAGAGGGAUUCGCUCCUCCUGACGAAGUUGAAGGUGGCGUUGGCGAAGAAGAUGAAUAUUAAAGUAAAAAUUUCGCCUUGUCAAAAAUCUCAUCAUUUAUUUCAAAAUUCAUUUUUUACUCUAGUUAAUAUUUGAAAAACUAUAUGUUAAUAACAGUUCUGACUUGUAAAAAAACAAAUAUAGCUACUGCAUAUUUUAAUCAUCUGGUUAAGUUUAUUAAAGUAAAUUUAUGUGAGUGUUGCUUAGACAUGUGUAUUGUAAAUUGUUGAUAUUUCUAUAUUGCGUUGCUAUCAUUUGUUUAACAAGGUUCUUUCUUUCAUUUUCGUAAUAAAAUUUUACUUAAUUA
This is a messenger RNA of Aethina tumida (small hive beetle), 1263 nucleotides long. It is a transcript of the gene Eb1, whose product is annotated as microtubule-associated protein RP/EB family member 1. Gene Ontology annotation, biological process: protein localization to microtubule plus-end; spindle assembly; regulation of microtubule polymerization or depolymerization. Gene Ontology annotation, cellular component: microtubule organizing center; microtubule plus-end; cytoplasmic microtubule. Lineage: Eukaryota; Metazoa; Arthropoda; Insecta; Coleoptera; Nitidulidae. Gene Ontology annotation, molecular function: microtubule plus-end binding. The transcript has 6 exons. The record is from RefSeq and is a predicted model, not a curated record. The coding region runs from base 152 to 979 and encodes 275 amino acids.